CUGUGCCCCAAACAGCCAAUUCCAGCAAAUGAUGAAUGGGGAAACGUCAGUGCUGGCGGUGCCUGGAGCUCUGGCCCCUGCACACCCCGCCUGGCCACAUACUGACACCCCUAGCUCCCCCCUCAGCACAAACAUCUACAAACGAGUAUCCCAAAGCUCUCUUGCGCUCGAGAAGGUCCAGAAAUCCCAGCUGCUGCACAUCUCGUCCACAUCCGUGAGCACUGACUAGGCGCCAUUCGCAACACUGCCCAUCAUGGCGACGCAGUACGAAGUCGAGCACAACAUCAAGUCGGCCGAGGAGCCCCGGCACAGGCGGCAGAUUGACAUGUCGACCUUUACGGCGCACCUGGAGCAGAUCAGGCCCGGCAUGGCUCCUUCGCAGCAGCAACACAACAACCCGCACGCCACGGCUAACCCGUCGGACCUCUCGACCAUGUUCCGGCUGGUGCAGGACCAGCUCGGCACGCUGGCCGCGGACGCGCCGUCCGAGGAGAACCGGGCGCUGCUGGCGGGCCUGGUGGAGGCGCUCGAGGCCGACAUCGCGCACCCGCCCUACGAGGCGCAGGGAGUGUCGCAGGCCUUCGUCGACGGGCUCGACCGCGUGCCCCGCAGGAGCCUCAAGCCGCAGGACGCCUGCCCCAUCUGCGCCGAGCCGCACCUCGACGACGAGCACUGCCUCGUCGUCGAGCUGCCCUGCCACAGCUCGCACCGCUUCGACCUCGAGUGCGUCGCGCCCUGGCUCCUCAGCAAGGGGACCUGCCCGCUCUGCCGCAAGGAGAUGGACAAGCGCAAGGAGCCCGAGCCCAAGGCGGACGACGAGGGGGAGGAGUACGACGACUUUUAUGGCUAGGCGGAGGAUUCAGCUUUUUUGAGGUCUAUGGACUUUGACCCAUCCUUCUAUUGUACACAUUAAGCAUGCCUUCCUGUUGAUCUUUGGCCAUCGUAUUUCCCCUUCAAAGCCAUGGACACCCGUCACUCCUUGGCGUGUACAGGCCUCCUCCUCUGGCUGUCACGUUAUUUCUUUUUGUUGCUUCCUCCACUGCGCGUCUGCUUCUGCUGUCCGGAUGCCUUGCCCUCCUUCGCCUUGCCCGCCGAGAGGUCCGGAUUCGCGGGGCUGAACUCGAGCGGGUUGCUGCCGUUGCCCGCCGUGUCCUUCUCCGUCUCGGGCUUCGUCUUGUCCGGGUUGAAGGCGGCGUCGUCCCGAUGCGCAGCGGCGUCGUCGCCCCCCUCGUCCCCCUUGACGUACUCUUGGGCCUUGGGCUUGAGCGAGUCGCGGUCCUGGGCGUCCUUGUAUGGCAGCUGGGCCGGCGAGGUCCAGUGGUAUGGGCUCUUGCGUUGCGUCGCAGCCGCUGCCGCCAGCCUUGCAGGAGCCGGUAUGGCGAAGCCUGCGGCGCCCCCGCGGUUACGAAGCAGGCGGGCGCCGGCUUGGCAGAGGGACUGAGUGCGCGACAUAGUCUAGGUGGAGAUACGGAGGUGGGUGCAGUCACAAUCUAGAUGGCGGAUCGAUUAAAGAGGAUAUCGUACAGUAGCUUGUUCCAGUUCAAUACACAAUAUGGGCUAGAAUUGGAGUGAA
Messenger RNA from Gaeumannomyces tritici R3-111a-1, 1573 nucleotides. RefSeq lists its product as hypothetical. Gene Ontology annotation, biological process: protein ubiquitination. The record is from RefSeq and is a predicted model, not a curated record. Gene Ontology annotation, molecular function: ubiquitin protein ligase activity. The transcript has 2 exons. Gene Ontology annotation, cellular component: cytoplasm. Lineage: Eukaryota; Fungi; Ascomycota; Sordariomycetes; Magnaporthales; Magnaporthaceae. Bases 254 to 850 code for a protein of 198 amino acids.